AUGGCCUCCAGCGAGGCUGGUUUCCCCAUGUCCGACGCCCCCUCACGGGCGGCGUCGACCCCCAGGGCCAUGGGUUUCCCCUCUUCGUCUUCGGCCAGACCUCGCGGCCCCCCAUCUGAGAGCAUCGGUGCUGCCAGUGAUAUUGAUGAGGAUGGAUUCGCAGAUGAUCAGGUCCCCCACAGUUCGCGACGGCCAGAUGCAGCAAAUGUGCCGCUUGUCGAGGAUCGCAUCGGCAAGAUGGUGCAGGACAACUUUCAGCAAUUUCUUGAGAACUACACAGAGGAUCCCAACAUGUCGGGCGCCCCCGCCUCCAGCGCCGUCACCACAGACAAGUACUACGUGGCCCAGAUCAAGGGCAUGCGCACAUACCAAUUGUCGACGCUGUAUGUCGACUUCCAGCACGUCAACUCUUACCAGAACGGCAGCUUGGCCGACGCCAUCGUGAGCCAGUACUACCGCUUCAUGCCCUUCCUGACGACGGCCCUGCACAACAUGAUUGCCAAGUUCGAGCCGCAGUACUUUCGCGAGCACCGUCAGCCCAACUCGGCCAGCAACCUGACGACGUCGGCCGCCAGCCACAUGGGCUCCGGCAGCCAGACGGACCCGACUUCAGUGUCGUCGUCGCAGCGGAGGGGCGACCGCCAGCAUACUGACAGGCUCUUCUCCAUCGCCUUCUACAACCUUCCGCUGGUUAAUCGCGUGCGCGCCCUGCGGUCCGCCAAUAUCGGCCAGCUGCUGUCGAUAUCGGGAACGGUGACGCGCACGUCCGAGGUGCGGCCCGAGCUGUCCCUCGCCACCUUCAACUGCGAGGCCUGCCGCACCGUCGUACCCAACGUCGAACAGACAUUCCGCUACACCGAGCCGACGCAAUGCCCCAACGCGACGUGCCAGAACCGCGUGUCGUGGCGCCUCGACAUCCGCCACAGCACCUUUGUCGACUGGCAGAAGGUGCGCAUCCAGGAGAACAGCUCCGAGAUCCCCACGGGCAGCAUGCCCCGCACUAUGGACGUCAUCCUGCGCGGCGAGAUUGUCGACCGCGCCAAAGCCGGUGAGAAAUGCGUCUUCACGGGCGCUCUCAUCGUCGUCCCCGACGUCAGCCAGCUGGGUCUGCCCGGAAUGAAGCCCUCGUCUAUCCGCGAUGACCGGGACGGUGGACGUGGCGACGACGCGGGCGGCAGCGGUAUCACGGGUCUGAAAGCCCUAGGUGUGCGCGAUCUCACUUAUCGCCUCGCCUUCCUUGCCUGUAUGGUGACUCCCGACACGACGUCGUCGGGCCAGUCGGCGGCCAACAGCGCGGCAGACAUUGUCAAUGCCAUGACGCACAACAACGCGGCCGAAACGGAGCAGUCGGUGGAGGAAGCGCAGGCAGCGGUGCUGGCGUCGAUGAACCCGUCCGAGAUUGAGGAGCUGCGAGAUAUGGUGCACGCCGAGGGCAUCUACUCGCGGCUGGUCAACUCGAUGGCGCCCAUGGUGUACGGGCACGAGUACGUCAAGAAGGGUCUGCUGCUGCAGCUCGUGUCUGGCGUGCACAAGUCGACGGCCGAGGGCAUGCAGCUGCGCGGCGAUAUCAACAUCUGCAUCGUGGGCGACCCGUCGACAUCCAAGUCGCAGUUUCUCAAGUACGUGUGCUCGUUUGCGCCCCGGGCCGUGUACACGAGCGGCAAGGCAUCGUCGGCGGCCGGUCUGACGGCGGCCGUGGUCAAGGACGAGGAGACGGGCGAGUUCACGAUUGAGGCAGGAGCGCUGAUGCUGGCAGAUAAUGGCGUGUGCGCCAUUGACGAAUUCGACAAGAUGGACAUAGCCGACCAGGUGGCAAUCCACGAGGCCAUGGAGCAGCAGACCAUCUCGAUCGCCAAGGCAGGCAUCCACGCGACGCUCAACGCGCGGACGUCGAUCCUGGCCGCCGCCAACCCGGUGGGCGGUCGAUACAAUCGCAAGACGACGCUUCGCGCCAACAUCAACAUGUCGGCGCCCAUCAUGUCGCGCUUCGACCUCUUCUUCGUCGUGUUGGACGAGUGCAACGAGCAGGUGGACCGACACUUGGCCGAGCACAUCGUGGCCAUCCACCAGCUGCGCGACGAGGCGGUGGAGCCCGAGUUCAGCACGGAGCAGCUGCAGCGGUAUAUCCGCUUCGCCAAGACGUUCCGGCCCGAGUUCACGCCCGAGGCCAAGGACCUCCUCGUCCAGCGGUACAAGGAGCUCCGCGCCGACGACAGCCAGGGCGGCGUGGGCAAGAACUCGUACCGCAUCACGGUCCGCCAGCUCGAGUCCAUGAUCCGUCUGUCCGAGGCCAUCGCCAAGGUCAACUGCACCGAAGACAUCACGCCCGACAUGGUCAACGAGGCUUACACCCUCCUCAGGUCGAGCAUCAUCUCGAUGGUCAACGCCUUUGUCCAGCGCAUCAACGACGACGAGGCCGGCACAGGAGAUGGCGUCAACGGCCAGGUCCUGGUAGACUGGUACCUUGAGCAGAAUGAGGAUCAGCUCGACGGCGAGGAAGAUUACCAUCUGGAGAAGGCUCUUGCCAAUAUGGUUUUGAAGAAGAUGGUCAAGGAAAACAUUCUCAUGGCUCUCCGUGGCGAAGGUCUCACAGAUGGCGAUCAACCGAGUACAUCUGCCUCUUCGACUUCUCAAGUCGUCUUCGUGCUCCAUCCCAACUGCGCAGUUGAGGAAUUCUAA
Molecule: messenger RNA, 2679 nt
Organism: Geosmithia morbida
Lineage: Eukaryota; Fungi; Ascomycota; Sordariomycetes; Hypocreales; Bionectriaceae
Product: DNA replication licensing factor MCM6
Exons: 4
Coding region: 1-2679 (892 amino acids)
Biological process (GO): DNA replication initiation; mitotic DNA replication; double-strand break repair via break-induced replication
Cellular component (GO): MCM complex; nucleus
Molecular function (GO): single-stranded DNA binding; ATP binding; single-stranded 3'-5' DNA helicase activity
Source: RefSeq, a predicted model, not a curated record